AUGGAUGCAAUUAAAUUUGAUUCAAGCUAUCCUAUAAAUUAGGUGAAUUAAUUCAUAGUCUACUUUAGAGCUAUUAUUAUUAGUUUAGGUGGUCUUUUCUUUGGAUAUAAUAAUGGCUGCUUUAAUCCUACUUAAGAACAUAUUAGUAAUUUGAAUAAAUGGUAUUCAAGCUUUGAUGUAGCUCUAUACACAGGAUUAGUUACUUGCUUUUUACCAUUUGGGUGCUUGUUUGGGUCUCUACUUAGCAAUUUCUUACUUAAGAUCACUUAAUCUAAUCUUCGAGUUUGCUUAGCCUUAACAGAUGUAAUAGGUAUUUUAGGAACUGUGAUAUAAAUCAUAGAUCCUAAUUUAGGCAAUCUGAUUCUUGGGAGGUUUUUGAAUGGUGUUGCAGGUGGUUUUAAUACAUCGAUAGUUCCUAUUUAUUUAAUAAAUUUUACUCCUGUGAUAAUGAGAGGUAAAACAGGUACUUUUGUCUAAUCAUUCGCUUCUCUUGGUUUAUUUAUUGGACUCUCUCUUGGAGCUAUAUAGCCAAGAUAUCCUAAAGUACCAAAAGUAGAACCAAAAGAGGAAUUUAUUCAAAACGAAAUAGAUAAUAUGGAUUCUUUUCAUCUAAAUUUAGCUUGGAGGAUAACUAUUGGACUUCCUAUUUUGCUAUGCUUUAUUCGUUUACUUAGUUUAAUAUUUAUUUUCAAAGAAGAAACUCCUAUUUAAAUGGUUAAACACAAUCAUUUAAGAACUUUAAGGAGAUACUUAGAAAAAUGUUAUGAUAAAGAAAGAGCAGAUUUAAGAUUUAAAGAAAUUGUUAAUUAUGCUAAUUAGCAUAUAGAAGAAGAUGAUAAAUUGAGUGAAGGUGAUGAAAUAGAUGUCAAUGUCCCCAUUCAAUUUUCAAAUUAAGCAAAUAAUGAUUAAUAAAAAAAUAAUAAGAAUAAUGAAUAUUUGAUUUCCAUGCAAAAUCAUAAUGAAUAAAACAAAGAACAUAAGUAUUAGGUUCAAAACGAUACUUCAAAUCAUGAUAACUUAGAUAUCAAAUAACCCAAAAGCGAAAAAGAAAAAUUUGAAAUAAAUUUAGCAUCUUCUAACAUUAGUAAUCAUUCUGUAGAAGUUUUAGAAAAUAAAAAAAUCGAUAAUUCAAAAAAAUAAAAUAAAUUGCCAUAAAUUUUCAAGAGCCAAAGAAGAAGGAAGAUGCUAGGUGUAGUACUUCAAAUGACUACAUAGCUUAGUGGUUUAAAUGCCCUUAUGUUUUUCUCUUCAAGUAUUUUCAAAGCAAAUUCGGAUAAUCCAGACACAGUCUAGCUGUACCUUUACAUCUAAGGAUUUUCAAUAUUUUUCUUUACUUUCAUAUCAAUCUUCUUUAUUGAAAACUUUGGAAGAAAAAAAUUAAUUCUUGGAAGUACUUUCCUCACCUUGAUAGGUUUAUUAGGGAUAGCAAUAUUUGCUCUUGUUGAUAUUUUUGUUGUAUCGUUUAUCUUCAUUAUUUUCUUCUUAUUUGGUUUUGGUAUAGGUCUUGGUGCUGUAGUUUGGCCAUUUUGUACUGAACUGGUAAAUAAAGAAGAUCUACCUAUAUGCUCUGCAGCCAGAUGGUUCAGUGCUCUUUUAAUUGGUAUUUGUUUCCGUUUUUUAGUACUAGCAAUAGGAAUUUCAGGCACAUUCUUUUUAUUCUUCGGUUUUACACUUUUAGCUUUUAUCUAUUUCUUAAAAGAGAUGAAAGAAACCAAAGGUAUGACAAUAGAAUAAGUAGAUUAGAUGUAUAGCUGA
Molecule: messenger RNA, 1755 nt
Organism: Tetrahymena thermophila SB210
Lineage: Eukaryota; Ciliophora; Oligohymenophorea; Hymenostomatida; Tetrahymenidae
Product: MFS transporter
Exons: 2
Biological process (GO): transmembrane transport
Cellular component (GO): membrane
Molecular function (GO): myo-inositol:proton symporter activity
Source: RefSeq, a predicted model, not a curated record